Molecule: messenger RNA, 1523 nt
Organism: Elephantulus edwardii (Cape elephant shrew)
Lineage: Eukaryota; Metazoa; Chordata; Mammalia; Macroscelidea; Macroscelididae
Gene: SERPINC1
Product: serpin peptidase inhibitor, clade C (antithrombin), member 1
Exons: 7
Coding region: 50-1444 (464 amino acids)
Biological process (GO): regulation of blood coagulation
Molecular function (GO): serine-type endopeptidase inhibitor activity
Source: RefSeq, a predicted model, not a curated record
UCAGACCACACUCUCUCCACUCACUGAGCCUGGUGGGAGAUUAGUGACCAUGUUUUCUCUCGGGGACAGAACUGUGGCUGCUGGAGAAAGGAAAGUAUGGUUUCUGUCCUUGCUGCUUAUUGGCUUCUGGAGCUAUGCAACCUGCAACGUGAACCCCACGGUGGACAUCUGCACAGCCAAGCCCCGGGACGUUCCUAUGAACCCCAUGUGCAUUUACCGCUCUCCAGAGAAGAAGGCAGCUGAGGAGAGCCCAGAGCAGAAGAUCCCCGAGGCCACCAACAGGCGGGUCUGGGAAUUGACCAGGGCAAACUCUAACUUUGCCACUAUAUUCUAUCAGCACCUGGCCAACUCCAAGAAAGACAAUGACAACAUUUUUCUGUCACCCCUGAGUAUCUCCACAGCAUUUGCUAUGACUAAGCUGGGUGCCUGUAACAACACUCUCAAGCAGCUGAUGGAGGUGUUUAAGUUUGAUACCAUCUCCGAGAAAACAUCUGAUCAGAUCCACUUCUUCUUUGCCAAACUGAAUUGCCGACUCUAUCGAAAAGCCAACAAAUCCUCUGAGUUGGUAUCUGCCAAUCGCCUUUUUGGAGAGAAAUCUCUCAUCUUUAAUGAAACCUACCAGGACAUCAGUGAGUUGGUAUAUGGAGCCAAGCUCCAGCCCCUGGACUUCCAGGGAAAUGCAGAGCAGUCCAGGGUGACCAUCAACAACUGGGUGGCCAAUAAGACUGAAGGGCGCAUCACUGACGUCAUCCCUCCAGAAGCCAUCAAUGAGCUCACUGUCCUGGUGCUGGUUAACACCAUUUACUUCAAGGGCCUGUGGAAGUCUAAGUUCAGCUCUGAGAACACCCGGAAGGAAGUGUUUCACAAGGCUGAUGGGGAGACAUGUACGGUGUCCAUGAUGUACCAGGAAGGCAAGUUCCGCUAUCGGCGUGUGGCUGAAGGUACCCAGGUGCUCGAGUUGCCUUUCAAGGGUGAUGACAUCACCAUGGUGCUCAUCUUGCCCAAGCCUGAGAAGAGCCUGAGCAAAGUAGAGCAGGAACUCACCUUGGAGGUGCAGCAGGAGUGGCUGGAUGGACUUGAGGAUACGAUGCUGGUGGUCCACAUGCCCCGCUUCCGUAUAGAGGACAACUUCAGUGUGAAAGAAAAGUUGCAGGACAUGGGCCUUGUGGACCUCUUCACCUCUGAAAAGGCCAAGCUCCCAGGUGUCGUUGCGGGAGGCCGGGAUGACCUCUAUGUCUCAGAUGCAUUCCAUAAGGCAUUUAUUGAGGUAAACGAGGAAGGCAGUGAAGCAGCAGCAAGCACGGCCAUCGGGAUUGCUGGUCGUUCGCUGAACCCCAGCAGGGUGACUUUCAAAGCCAAUAGGCCCUUCUUGGUUUUAAUAAGGGAAGUUGCUUUGAACACUAUUAUCUUCAUGGGCAGAGUGGCCAACCCUUGUGUUAACUAGUGUUCUCAUUCUUUGCAUUUCUUCCUAUUUGGUCUGUGAACAGAAGUAAACAGAAAUAAAACUACUACCAACUCAAUUA